AUGGAAGAACCACAAUCAAAACGAGCACGUCUUGAAUCACCACCCAAGAGUAAUGGCAACAAGAAAGAUAAGGAGACGACUGAUCUAUACUUGGAAACUAUUGAUCGACACAUGCUUGAUUUUGAUUUUGAAAAGGUUUGCUCUGUCUCCCUUUCUCAUCUUAAUGUUUAUGCUUGCUUGACGUGUGGUAAAUACUAUCAAGGAAGAGGAAAGGCUUCACACGCCUACUUUCAUAGUAUUGAUAAAGACCAUCAUGUGUUUAUCAAUCUAACUACGCUCAAGGUCUAUGUUUUGCCCGAUGGCUAUGAAGUAGAUGAUCCUUCAUUAAAUGAUAUCAAGUAUGUACUGAAUCCUAUAUUAACAAAAGAACAAGUGGCAGAAUUAGACAAUACCCUAAAGACUGCGUAUGAUCUCAAUAAUAAAAAAUACAUACCUGGGUUUGUGGGGUUAAACAACAUCAAGGCAAAUGACUAUGUGAAUGUCAUCAUACAAGCAUUAGCGCAUAUUCCCCCUAUUCGCGAUUACUUUAUCUUGCAAGACUUUGAAUCAAAGGGAUCCUCUCAACUUGUUUGUAGAUUUAGUACAUUGGUUCGAAAGAUAUGGAACCCUAGAGCAUUCAAAGGGCAAGUGAGUCCACACGAACUUGUACAAGAAAUAUCCAAUGCAAGUCGAAAACGAUUCAAGUUAACCGAACAAAGUAAUGCGAUUGAUUUUCUAUCUUGGUUCUUGAACACGCUUCAUAAGGACCUUGGUGGAACAAAGAAAAGGAAUAGCAGUAUCAUCUACAAAUACUUUCAAGGAGAGGUCAAGGUUGAAUCACAGGAACCUGGGAUAGCUACUGAAAAGGAUGCUCUCAGUAACUUUGACCCAAGAAAGCCAAUCAAAGUGCAAGAAUCACCUUUUCUAUUCCUCGCUUUAGAUUUACCACCCGUACCCUUGUAUCAGGAUGAGCGUGAACGAGACAUCGUGCCUCAAGUACCUCUGACGACCAUUCUAAGCAAAUUCGAUGGUAAAAGAGUACAAGAGGUGUCAAACGAAUUGAAGCGAUACAGCAUUACGCGAUUACCACAGUAUCUUAUUCUUCAUAUCAAACGAUUUACAAAGAACAAUUGGACAAACGAAAAGAAUCCAACGAUUGUUAACUUUCCAAUCAAGCACCUGGACAUGUCCAACUUCUCGAAUGAUCCUGAAAAAGAAACAUUGGGAACUCAUUAUGAUCUAUUGGCAAAUAUAUCUCAUGAGGGAGGACCAGAGUCAGGAAAGGGUUCAUACAAAGUACAUGUGCGCCAUCGUGGCACAGAGCAGUGGUAUCAGAUACAGGAUUUGAUUGUAGAAGAGAUGAUGCCUCAAAUGAUCUUCAUGUCUGAAAGCUACAUUCAGAUUUGGGAAAGGAAAAAAAGAGAAUAA
Molecule: messenger RNA, 1407 nt
Organism: Rhizopus microsporus ATCC 52813
Lineage: Eukaryota; Fungi; Mucoromycota; Mucoromycetes; Mucorales; Rhizopodaceae
Product: cysteine proteinase
Exons: 7
Coding region: 1-1407 (468 amino acids)
Biological process (GO): spliceosomal complex assembly; protein deubiquitination; mRNA processing
Molecular function (GO): cysteine-type deubiquitinase activity; zinc ion binding
Source: RefSeq, a predicted model, not a curated record